GGCAACCCCCGCCCUGCACUGAGGGAGUAGUCUGGACCCGUCUCCCCUGGGUGUUCCCCGCAAAGUUUGCCUAAUAUUUCCCACCAAAGUUGAAAUCAGUGCAUUUUUAUUUUUGUCGCUAAAUCUACGGAACUUAUCGGCGAUGUUGGGGGUAGCAGGGAUGCCGGGCAGUAUCGCCAACGCCCUUGCCUCUGCAAACUGUGAGCGGUGUAAGAGUGGUUUUGCUGCGACAGAGAAGAUCGUCAACAGCAACGGAGAGCUUUACCAUGAGCAGUGCUUUGUCUGCGCCCAGUGUUUCCAGCAGUUUCCUGAUGGACUCUUUUAUGAGUUUGAAGGAAGGAAAUAUUGUGAGCAUGAUUUCCAGAUGCUGUUUGCCCCGUGCUGUCACCAGUGUGGGGAGUUCAUCAUCGGGCGCGUCAUAAAGGCCAUGAACAACAGCUGGCACCCCGACUGCUUCUGCUGCGACAUUUGCCAGGCUGUCCUCGCCGACGUGGGCUUUGUCAAGAACGCCGGCAGGCAUCUGUGUCGCCCAUGCCAUAACCGCGAAAAAGCUCGAGGUUUGGGCAAAUACAUCUGCCAAAAGUGCCAUGCCAUCAUCGAAGAGCAGCCGCUGAUUUUUAAGAACGACCCUUAUCACCCAGACCACUUCAACUGCAGCAACUGUGGUAAAGAGCUGACAGCAGAUGCGCGCGAGCUGAAAGGAGAGCUCUACUGUCUGCCCUGUCAUGACAAAAUGGGUGUCCCAAUCUGCGGAGCGUGCAGACGGCCCAUUGAGGGGCGGGUCGUUAACGCCAUGGGCAAGCAGUGGCACGUCGAGCAUUUUGUGUGCGCCAAGUGUGAGAAGCCCUUCCUCGGACAUCGCCAUUAUGAACGUAAAGGACUGGCUUACUGCGAGACUCACUACAACCAGCUUUUUGGAGACGUGUGCUAUCAUUGCAACCGUGUGAUUGAGGGCGAUGUGGUCUCUGCUCUGAACAAGGCUUGGUGUGUCAGCUGCUUCUCCUGCUCGACCUGUAACGCCAAACUCACUCUCAAGAACAAAUUUGUUGAGUUUGAUAUGAAGCCGGUGUGUAAAAAAUGUUAUGAGAAGUUUCCUCUGGAGCUGAAGAAGAGACUCAAGAAACUGGCUGAGUCUUUAGGACGCAAGUGAAACGGUCCAAGUCCUGCCAACCUUAUAUCUGUCCUAUCCAUUUCAUUCUACUGCAACGUUGCCUUAAAACUGCAAAGAUACACUGUGUAAACCCAGAAGAGACUCGAGAAACUAGCCAAACAAUUUUUAUAUGAUUUAGCUUUUUAUAUGCAUUCCUAAAUUUGAUUAUCUCCUUCAAUAUUUUUUAUGAUUGUUCUGUGUCUGUUCCCUUGUGCCUUGAUUAUAUCAUACAGGUGCUUCUCAGUAGGUUGCAUUAUAAUGAUGUAAUUAAAAUAAUGCCAAAUAUAUUGAUAUCUGUGUUUUUAUACAGAUUGAUAUCAGUCUGGUCCCCACGUCCUCUGUUGGGUCUCAAGCCUGGUCAAACAUGAUCGUCCAAUCAGAUCUGUUUUUUUCAGUGACGUAUGUGAAACCAAGGAGCUUAUUGGUCACCUGUGAUUUACAUGUAAAAUCCAAUUUCUCUCACCUCAGAUUAAGAGUUUAGAGCUUCACUCAUUGAUUCUGCAGAAAUCCAGGCUUGUGAGUGGCUUCAUUAAGAUACGUUGAAUGCCAUACUGUGAAACAUUCCAGGCAAAGCACUAAUGGAAAUGAGCAGAUGGUGUAUUCUACGAGAAAAAUGGUUUUAUAUUUUGUGUUAUAUUUUAGUAGUAUAUUUUAAAUUUAUAACUUACAUCGGUAAUGCAAUUUAUUGAGCUGCAUCUUAACUAAACUGGCCUUAACGUAUUAAGCUAUCAAUCAUACAAUACCUACUAAUGGAUCAUUAAAGGGCCCAUAUUACACUAUUUUCUGAUCUAUAUUAUAAUGUUGUUUUCUCAUCACAAACAUACCAGUUCUGUUUUGUUUCAUUCACACAUGUUUAACACACAGACUCUGCUGUGCUGCUAUUUAUGCUGAGUUCUUCUCUCAAAACGGAAAACACUAUGCUCCACCUUAUGAUGUCAUGUGGUACUGGAAGUGCUCUACUGUAUUUUUAAACUCCAUACAACUUCGCUACAAUCAUUUGGAUUAUUUAAGACCUGAAUUUACCAAUGUCUUGUAAACAAAAGGCAAAAGGUAGCUGUUAACUUGAAAACUACCACUUCAUGACAUCACAAGGUGGAACAGAACAUUUUGAGUUUUGGAGAUGUAGACAGACUAAUAAGAAACAGUUACUCAAAUAUGUGUGAAUGAAACAAAACAUAACUCUCGGUAUGUUUUUGAGAAGGCAACAAUACAACAUAGCUCAAAGCUCACAAAAGUCAACUGUGAGUAAUAUAGGACCUUUACGUAAGCGAUUCCCUUUUUUAUUAUAUUAAAACAUUUCUGGUUGAUGAGAAAUUAUUGUCCUAUAUGUACUCUGUCCAGGUUUUUGUAUGUGUGAAAAUAUAUUGAUGUUAUACUGUAGUUGCUUGGGGCUCAUUUGCCAGUAUUUUUAGCCUUUUAUUCAACUUCCAUGGGACAGAGUUCAAAGUUAUUCAGAUGAGCCGAAUAUUUCACAUAGAAGUCUUUGAAGUUAAGCUAUAAUGAGUCAGCAUGUAGCUUGGGGCGGCAUGGUACACAGAUAUUAAGUAAAGUUAUAUAUACAGUCUAUAAGCAUUUUUUUAUGGUACCUACAUUUCUCUGUUUAUUGUCUGUGAUGCAAAAAAAACAGCAUUUAACAAUAAUGUAACCAAAAGCUUUACGCAAUAAAAACAAUUUUAGUAA
Molecule: messenger RNA, 2830 nt
Organism: Periophthalmus magnuspinnatus
Lineage: Eukaryota; Metazoa; Chordata; Actinopteri; Gobiiformes; Gobiidae
Product: LIM and senescent cell antigen-like-containing domain protein 1
Exons: 10
Coding region: 143-1150 (335 amino acids)
Biological process (GO): cell-cell adhesion; positive regulation of integrin-mediated signaling pathway; positive regulation of substrate adhesion-dependent cell spreading
Cellular component (GO): focal adhesion; cytoplasm; cell-cell junction
Source: RefSeq, a predicted model, not a curated record